Messenger RNA from Armigeres subalbatus, 1748 nucleotides. RefSeq lists its product as uncharacterized. The record is from RefSeq and is a predicted model, not a curated record. Bases 268 to 768 code for a protein of 166 amino acids. The transcript has 7 exons. NCBI's taxonomy places the organism in Eukaryota, Metazoa, Arthropoda, Insecta, Diptera, Culicidae.
UUCAUUGGCCAGAUCGUGAAAGGGGGCCAGAAUCGCGAUUCAGUACUGCGAUAGAAUCCGUUUGUGUCUGGCCAGCCAGUGAGCACAGCCAUCGUGAAGGAAAGAGGCGGUCAGUCGGUUUAGUACGAGCCAACACCCAGCGAAAGAAGAAGAUCGAUUGAGCUGUGAAGUGAUUGCGUGGAGUGACGACCCCCCUCGGAGCUUGAUUCGGGAUCGUAUCCUUCUGUUAUCUGAUAACACGCGAACGACACAACAACCUUAGCCAAAAUGUUUAAGAAUCACCUUGCGAUGAUUGGCAUGAACGAAACGCCAAACAAGAAAGCCAGAUUCUGGCAGUCAUACAUCAGAUCACUAAAAGGAUCCGAUGACAUCCGUGCACAUGACGGACCAACCUGGCGGAACCGACCGAUCCUGCUGCUGAACGAACUGGAUACCCCGGCCGGCCGCGUCCAGUCGCCCGGAUACCAUUACUCGCCCGUGCACCGGGAGACGUACGGCUACUCACCCCGACCGAUCUACGACCACCAGUAUCCACGCCACCGCCGGGCAGCCAGCGUAGGCAGAUUGGCCGAUUCCGAGAGAGCCUGGGCCGACCAUCUGGAACGGAUGAGAGAUAUCGACCGCAGCGUUUAUAACGUACUGAAGAAACUACUCGAACGAUACCCAUCACGUUACGGACUGUACCUGCGGGACAAGCCAAGCCAGGUUGUGCUGCCACAGGAGCUGGAGUACGAACCGGACACAAAGCCAAUCUUCUCACUGCAUUAGGACUUUCGUUCAAACACACAAAAAUAAAUACUAAUGAGCCCCAGUGUAGAGACAGUUAGCCAACCAGGUAAUAAUACUAUUGAUAGAGAACAAAUAUUAUAAACAUCGAUAAUCGCAAACUGAUGCAGAACCCAAACAAAAAACAGGAACUCUUCCGAUAGUGAACGAAAAUGUUUAUUAUUUCUAAUUAAAAUAUCUAAUAUUAAGAGAGAAAGAAGUGUAACAUAUUUCUAUAAACGUGAAAACAGAAGGAGAAUUUUCUAUUAACCCGCUUAUUCAACGUUCAGUCUGAAAUGAACAUAAAUGCGCAAAAAAAUCGAAAACAAUAUGAGUGACAGGGUAUUGUAAAGAAAAAAUCCGUCGAUCAAGUUAGAUCGACAAACAAAAAAAGUGACAAUCAUUCGAUGUAUUUCAACACAAUCACAAUGUAUUAUUUUUCCCAAUCAUACACAAAAAACAUGUCGACGAAUGAAGCGUAACCCUUCCCGAAUUGAAAUAGGUACCGGGACGACAUGCUAGCGCUUUUCCAUCACGUUUUGAUGGCGAUUCCAAUGGUGUCAGGCGUUCCUAUCUAGCUGGCUUAUUAUGCGGGAAAAACGACCGAUGAAAAACCAGCUCCAUCGGCAUCUGGAAAACAACAACUGGGUAGUCCUACACAACAUAAAAAGCAAUCAAGUCCUGCAGGCAUAUUUAUCUGAAAUACGCAACGGCGAACGCGCGCGCGUCAUUGUUGCGAUGGAGCCACAUCGCUUGCUUUUCUCGCAAAAUUAUUCGUUGGAAAAUAAAUAGCCGCGAACCCAUGUCCCCACAUACCCGGUAAAUAUUAUUGUAUUUAUCGAACGAUGUGCCGUGCCUGUUCCGAUGAGAUACGGUCGGGUACACUCGAACCUACAGGAAAUUAAAUGACCCUCGGUGGAACAAACAGAUCAAAGCUGAAUGGAAAUAAAGUAAAGAAGUGCUCUUAUUUCGAGUGUUGAAAA